GAAACAAAAAAGGCCGACAGAAAAAAAGCUCAAAACCCUAAUCUGAGCCAAGCUCCUCCAAAGCCCAUUACACGCGUUUUAUUCUUCCCGCCGUUGCUGUGUCGCUGCCUGAUUAUGGAUCCCAAUGCUUCCGUGCUCGUUGAUAACAAUGCGUCUAAUGAGAUAGAGUCUUCUGAUACACAACCGACGAGGCGGAGGAAGAGGAAGUCUAUGGUGUGGGAUCACUUCACCACCGAAGUCGCUAGCCCUGGAAUUACCAAGGCCUUUUGCAAGCACUGCCACAAAUCCUAUGCUUACCAAAGCGGUACCAAGGCUUCAGGAACUAGCCACCUCAAGCGUCACAUUGAAUUGGACUUCAUUGGGGAGAUUCCCGGGGCGGUUAACCUUACGGUAGACUUGUGGUCGUCAAGCCAAUCAGUGGGUUAUGCUUUUGUGACUGGCCACUUUGUUGAUAAAGACUGGAAUUUGAACCACCGCCUUCUUACUGUCGCCGUUGUGGCUUCUCCUGACUCGGACACUGCCUUGAACCAACCCAUCGCGGCUUGCUUGUCCGACUGGAAACUGGAGGGGAAGAUCUCGAGCAUCACUGUCAACCAAUCAGUAGUAAGUAAAACCUGUAUUGAUAAUCUCAGAGGUUUCUUGUCUGUCAGGAACCAGCAUGUGUUGAAUGGUCAGUUGUUGAUGGGGAAAUGCUAUGCUCGGCUCCUAAGCAGUAUGGCGCAAGAUGCACUUGCAGCUGAGCAGCUUCAGUCACCCAUCAAGAAAGUCAGAGAUAGCAUCAAGUAUGUUAAGACUGACGACGCUUGUGGAGACAAAUUUGUGGCUCAAGAACCUCACUUCCAUCAAGACAUGCCUCAAGCUACCAAUACAGACAUGCCUCAAGCUACCAAUACAGACAUGCCUCAAGCUACCAAUACAGACAUGCCUCAAGAUACCAAUACAGACAUGCCUCAAGGUACCAAUACAGACAUGCCUCAAGAUACCAAUACAGACAUGCCUCAAGAAACCAAUACAGGGAAUGGACAAUCAGGAGAUGAGACAAGUCCACAAGUAGAGCAAACCACUAAGUCACAUCCAGUAGCAGAAGAGGAACAGAAACUUGGUGAUGACUCUCGAGCAGCAGAGGAAGACGACACGACAUUAACCGUAGAGGAAAUCACAGAGUCACAUCAAGAUGAGAGACAGCCUAAGGUAGAGAAGCCGAGUGUGGAAGGGGUAUGGAAAGGAGCGAGUGAAGAGUGUCAGCUAACAGAAAAUGGCCAGCAAAAUGGUGAUGAUUCCCAAGCACAUCCAAUAGCAGAGGAAGACCACAUGUUAUUUGCGGGUGACGUGCUACUCCAGGAAGGGUCUACUCUAGUGACAAUUGGAGACUCGUUGUCAGACUUUGAGUUUUGCAUCUCAGAGAUCAAACCGGAGCUGAAUCAGUACCUGGAGGAAACUUUGAUUCCGAGGUCGGAAGACUUUGACGUUCUGAGCUGGUGGAGGCUCAACAGUACCAGUUAUCCCACCCUCGCUAAGAUGGCUGCCGAUCUUCUCUCCAUCCCCUUUAUCACCGUCUCGCCUGAUUCCGCAGCAGAG
This is a messenger RNA of Thlaspi arvense, 1578 nucleotides long. The record is from the annotation of a GenBank genome assembly. Lineage: Eukaryota; Viridiplantae; Streptophyta; Magnoliopsida; Brassicales; Brassicaceae.